This is a messenger RNA of Colletotrichum navitas, 877 nucleotides long. RefSeq lists its product as uncharacterized. Bases 109 to 615 code for a protein of 168 amino acids. The record is from RefSeq and is a predicted model, not a curated record. The transcript has a single exon. NCBI's taxonomy places the organism in Eukaryota, Fungi, Ascomycota, Sordariomycetes, Glomerellales, Glomerellaceae.
AACGUAUGAACCGAACAUUAUUGACUAUUGACAGGCCUCCCCUCGCAGGCCUGGGCCUUGGACCCAGGGCUUAUUCUUGGACAAGGUGUGGAGGGGAGGUGCUUCCAGAUGGACACUGAGACGGAAAUGAUCCCCUCUUCACCCCACCCAACGACGUCAGAAUGCCCAGAUCUCUCGGGCUGUGUGUUGCGUUUAGACAGAGCUUCGCCAGGUUUGCCCCUCCCCCUUCUCGGCUUGGGCGGCGCAAAGGGGGUGAGGUCCAGGGGGGAAGCGCGUUCCAUGGUUAUGGUCGGACCACCGGUGGUCACUCAGCUUGACAACCCGGGCUGUGCCUGGCUCGGCGCGGGCAGAGUCCACGACGCAGGAUGCUCCAAUAACGGUGUUACCUGCAGCCCACUUGUCCAGAAACAUCGAGAAGAGGGAAAGGCGAUGGUCGCGUUUUGCAUAUUUUCCAAGAUUUCGUUCGUAUUGCGAUCUUUUGGGGGUGGAAAGCCCCAGAAGCUGGGAGUUUCUCUGAGCCGAGGCCCUCCCUCUCCCUCUCCCUCUCUCUACCCCCGGUCUCUCCAAUCAGAAAUGCAUGUCGAGUCAAGAUCGUCAUCAGUGUUCAAGGUGUAACCAGACACUGUCUUGGCCGAUCGAGCGACUCGAAAUUCCAGAAACCCUACCCGCUUCUGCCGUGAGCUCGCGGAUCUGUACGCCGAACGGAAAACUCGAGUCAUUCUUUGCAUUCCAGCUCUUUCGUGUUCCUGCGUCUGGCGGUGUGACCAUCGCAGUACCUUUUUUUAUUUUUUGCUCCACACGUUGCUCUACCCGUCCCUAUGCAUCGAUGCUCCCUUGUUGACCGUAUCCAAGCCGGAGAGGGGCUGCUGCAGCGACA